Molecule: messenger RNA, 4125 nt
Organism: Myiozetetes cayanensis
Lineage: Eukaryota; Metazoa; Chordata; Aves; Passeriformes; Tyrannidae
Gene: RBBP7
Product: RB binding protein 7, chromatin remodeling factor
Exons: 12
Coding region: 61-1335 (424 amino acids)
Biological process (GO): regulation of gene expression
Cellular component (GO): ESC/E(Z) complex; nucleus; NuRD complex
Molecular function (GO): histone binding
Source: RefSeq, a predicted model, not a curated record
CCGCUGCCUCCCCGCCCGCCUCCUCCUGCGCUGCUUUGGCGGCGCUCGGUCUCGCCCGUCAUGGCGAGCAAGGAUGUGCUGGAGGACACGGUGGAGGAGCGCGUCAUCAGCGAGGAGUACAAGAUCUGGAAGAAAAACACCCCCUUCUUGUACGACCUGGUGAUGACACACGCCCUGGAGUGGCCCAGCCUCACGGUGCAGUGGUUGCCUGAUGUGACCAGGCCAGAAGGGAAGGAUUAUGCUCUACACUGGCUGGUUUUGGGAACGCACACGUCCGAUGAACAGAACCACCUGGUCGUUGCCAGAGUCCAGAUUCCCAACGAUGAUCAGUUUGAUGCUCCACAGUAUGACAGUGAGAAAGGAGAGUUUGGAGGCUUUGGAUCUGUGACUGGCAAAAUUGAAAUGGAGAUUAAAAUUAACCAUGAAGGUGAAGUGAACCGUGCUCGUUACAUGCCACAGAAUCCCUGCAUAAUUGCGACAAAAACACCGUCUGCCGAUGUGUUGGUAUUUGACUACACUAAACAUCCUUCAAAACCAGACCCAAGUGGAGAGUGUAAUCCUGACCUUAGAUUAAGAGGGCACCAGAAGGAAGGCUAUGGCUUAUCAUGGAACUCAAAUUUGAGUGGACAUCUUCUCAGUGCAUCUGAUGAUCAUACAGUGUGUUUAUGGGAUAUAAGUGCUGGACCAAAAGAAGGCAAGAUUGUGGAUGCAAAAGCCAUCUUUACUGGGCACUCUGCAGUAGUAGAAGAUGUGGCAUGGCAUCUGCUCCAUGAAUCUCUGUUUGGAUCUGUAGCGGAUGAUCAGAAGCUUAUGAUCUGGGACACAAGAUCUAAUGCCACGUCCAAGCCAAGUCACUCUGUAGAUGCUCAUACAGCUGAGGUCAACUGUCUGUCCUUCAAUCCUUACAGCGAGUUCAUUCUGGCAACUGGUUCUGCUGACAAGACGGUGGCUCUAUGGGAUCUUCGAAACUUGAAGUUGAAACUCCAUUCUUUUGAGUCUCAUAAAGAUGAGAUUUUUCAGGUUCACUGGUCUCCUCAUAAUGAAACAAUUCUUGCUUCAAGUGGUACUGAUCGUCGGCUUAAUGUAUGGGACUUAAGUAAAAUUGGAGAAGAGCAGUCGGCAGAGGAUGCAGAAGAUGGGCCUCCUGAGUUGCUGUUUAUUCAUGGAGGACACACUGCCAAAAUUUCAGACUUCAGUUGGAAUCCUAAUGAGCCUUGGGUAAUCUGUUCUGUAUCAGAGGACAACAUAAUGCAGAUAUGGCAAAUGGCAGAGAACAUUUACAAUGAUGAAGAACCAGAUAUAGCAGCAGCUGAACUGGAGGGUCAAGGAAUAUAACUUUUCUUCCUUAAGGAACUACUGGGAAUGACAUAGUAAUAUAAUUCAACUACUGUAUACAUAAAACAAAGCCCCUAAGAAAAAUGAAACUAAAACCAAAUAAAACAAACAAGCACUGGGCAGAAGCAUUACAUCAAAGCAAGAAUAUUCUUAAUUGGGCACAAAAAGCUUGUAUAGUCAAAUUGUCAUGGGAUACCCUUGGUCAUUUGGGCACUUUGAGCUGUUGUAUACUGUACAUCAAAUAGCUUUAGAGAAAAUAAGAAUGACUUAAUAAGUACAUCUAUAUUUUUAAAGAAACUUAGUGGGUUCCUGUAAAUAAGACAGUCAAAUCCUCACUCUUCACACACAGAAAGUGUACACCCUCCACCCUUUUUAUUAAUAUGUAAAAAGAGCUUUUUGCUUUUACACACCACUUUUGGAUUGGCUUUGCAUAAAUAAAAUUUAUUUAAAAAAAGUUCAGUGUGUUUAAUGUGUGUUUAGCAUAAGGUGAAUGCCUUUGUGCCUAAAUAUAAUUUAAUUGCUGCAUGGUGAUAAAGGUAUGUAUUUUUUAGUUUAUAACUUACCCUACAAUUAAAUGUCUGGGAUGAUGAGAAUUGUCUUGAUGCAAAAAAAAAAAAAAAAAAAAAUUGGAAUAGGUAAUUGAAAUAGGUAAUUUGACUCCUUCACAAAGAGAAUGGGUAUAGGAAGAGGUUUGGGGAAUCCAUGGGGAUGUCCAGUAAAUCUGUAAAGUUCAAGUAUAGAUCUUGAACAAAAGCAAGUAACUUCUUUAGGUUUGGGUGGUUAGGGGUUUGGUUUUGUUGUCUUUUCCUAGUACUUUGGUGGGUUUUGUAUGUGUGCGCAUUGUGGGGUUCUUCUGAGUGGUGGUGGAAGCACUGCCCUUUAAUGUCUUUCAUAGGUGCUGAGAUGCCAGUGACCUCUCAGUGAGUUGGUGUCACCUGUGUUUGCUUAGAGCUCUCCUGUAGCCUUUUAUUUUGAUUAAGUGAGGCAAUUGGGCAGGUGUCUAAAAUACAUUAAUAUCUGAACAAAUAUGAGACAAACAUACAGUUUGUUUCUAAACCUCUGGCUAACUGAAAAGGUGGAGACUUUGGACUGUGUAGAAGUAAAAUUUCUCCAUAUUUAUCGUGGAUCUAGAGAGAAGUUAUGGACUACUUUGGGAGCUGUCAGACAAAUCUAAGUGUCUAAUUGGAGUUUAAAUUAAAGCUCUUAGUUACUUAAGACAGGCCUUAAUUAAAUGAAUUGCUUUUGUGGUGGCCAUUGCUUGAAUGCUGGCAAGGCCUCGGCCUGUUUCUGGGAGGUGGCAAGUGGUUUCACUCCCCGCUCACCCACCUAUGAAACUGUCUUCCAUCUGUACCCGUGAGAUUUUCUUCUUAUUCUCUCCCCCACCCUCCUGGGAAAUGCAAGUGACAGCAACUGAUAAGCAUGAAACAUGCUGAAUUCAGAGAUGGUUUUUGGUCAGGCCCUAUAUGCCUUUGACAGUCAUUCUGACACAUGCUGCUCUUGAAAAGUAGGAAAUGAAGAUGUCAAAGACCCAACUUACUGGAAAAACAAAAGUGCUUCCCAGAGAGCAUGCUGGUGGCUCCUCCUGGUACAGAUAGAUCAGUAAUCUCUUAUGCAACCCCUCCUGCUGCUGGUAUUUGUCAGUGCUAACUUAAAGGAGACCUACUGGCUGCUUGGCACCAGCACAUACAGCACAGCUCAUCCCUAGAAUUGGUGAUUCUAGUGUCGUGGGUUGGGGUUGUUCACUCAAGUCUUCUUACCGCCUCACUAACUGAACAGGAGUGGGAAGGUGAAGUGUACUACUUGCAGUGUUCUUCUCAUUGCUUUUCUUAUGCUACAUAUUUUAAAUUCCCUGCCUGCUGUUACCAGGACCCCCCCUGCCUUGUAGGCACUGAGUCACCAUGCAUAGACUUGUGUCUCUCCAUAUCUUUUUUAAGAAUGGUUCCUAUUAAAGGAAUGCAGGUAGGUGCAAAAGAACUUGAAUAUUGGCCUGGAAAGUUGAGAUGCUGUUGGAUUUCAGCAGGAAGGUGGCUGCUGGACAGAAUGUGCUAAACAGCAUGAAAGAUCAAACCUGCCAAAGGACACUAUGGCCACUAGUUGAUUAACCAUGCUUUGGUCCAGCUCAGAUGGGGAGCUCUAUGGGUCACUCACUGGUGCUACCUUGAAUGUCCCACAAACCCCUGCUGCUGCCCCAUAGAGCACGGAGGAGCUGGGGCCUAGGGAUGCAGCCAGUACCUGCUCUCUUACAGCCAAAGGGCAGCAGGAUGGAUAAUUUAUUAUGGAACAAAAUAAGAACACAAUUUCAUUAACUGUACAUGUCGUUUAAAGUGCUGCAGUAAAUACAACUUCUGCACUGCUUUAUUUUCCUUGAGUCUGAAUUGUCUUUCUCAAGACCUGUGUAAACACACAGCUUCCUUCAGUAGUAGCAACUUCACAGCCGCCUUUUUUUGGCAGUUCUAGGACAGCUCAGUCUCACAGCCAGUAUUUAAUUAGGAGAGCCUACAUCUUGUUGGCUUAAAGCUUUUUGUUUGUUACUGAGUGAGAAUAUGUUGCUGGAACCAGUAUGUUUUUAAAUUUGCAAAUAAUUUUUUUAGAUACUUUUUUUUUUAUUGCCUGAGUAGCAUAUAUGUGAAAUGCUGGAAGAUCAUCAUAUUUAAGGCUACUUGGCUGAGUGCCUUCAGAUUUUGAUUUUAAAAACUGGUACCCCCAAAGGAAGUAGAUAACUGCUUAUGAAGUGCUGUUCAGUAGUAGUAAAUAUAAUGGAAAUUGAAGUUUAAAAAAAAAAAAGUAAUA